Didymosphaeria variabile is the source of this 2781-nucleotide messenger RNA. RefSeq lists its product as uncharacterized. Bases 1 to 2781 code for a protein of 926 amino acids. Gene Ontology annotation, biological process: protein retention in ER lumen; intracellular protein transport; endoplasmic reticulum to Golgi vesicle-mediated transport. NCBI's taxonomy places the organism in Eukaryota, Fungi, Ascomycota, Dothideomycetes, Pleosporales, Didymosphaeriaceae. The record is from RefSeq and is a predicted model, not a curated record. Gene Ontology annotation, cellular component: COPII-coated ER to Golgi transport vesicle; endoplasmic reticulum-Golgi intermediate compartment; endoplasmic reticulum. The transcript has 4 exons.
AUGCGGACUUUUGCAGCUUUGACGGGCCUGCUGGCCUACUGCGCGACAACUGUUUCGGCCACCGCAUUGACUUACCGCUUGGAGGCCCACGAGCGCGCGUGCUUCUUCACGAAUGUCGAGACUAAGGGAACCAAGGUGGCCUUCUACUUUGCCGUCCAAUCCGGUGGCUCCUUCGACGUUGACUACGCAGUCACUGGCCCUGGCGAUCGAGUAAUAUUAGAUGGCACUAAGGAGCGCCAGGGCGACUUCGUCUUCACGGCCAACGACGAGGGCGAGUACCGCUUCUGCUUUAACAACGAGAUGAGCACCUUCGCUGAGAAGACGGUGGACUUCGAGAUCGCGGUACGGGCACCUUUCCAUCCCACUAUUAUCCCCGAUACUUCCUUUUUCGAGGCUCUCACCCCGCCUCAGCUCCAACGCUGGAUCUCCAAUUACAAUUCAAGAUAUGAGAAAGGCAUGAUGUCUAACGCAGGAGCCCCACAGGUCGAGAACGAGGUUCGCGCACAGCUGCCGAGCAAACAGGGAUCGACUCCGGAGCAGACGAGCGUGCUGGAGGAGAGUAUAUUGAAGCUGAGCGCACAGUUGAGCACCAUCAGCAGGAGCCAGAAGUACUUCAGAACGAGGGAGAACCGGAAUUUCAGCACGGUGAAGAGCACGGAGAAGCGGAUAUUUAACUUCAGCAUGAUGGAGCCAGGGAACCUGUACGGUCUCCUCCAGCCUGGGCUGCCGCCUCUGGGCUUAUUUGCGCUGCCGAGACCGUCUGGUCACCCUCCCCUUCACCCAAACGUAGACAGCAGCAACAAGCGAAAGCGCGUUGAGUUCAUCGACCUCACCUCCGACGCUGACGGCACUUCCACGGAACUUCAACCCCACUCCGUCAAGCGACCUCGUCUUUCACCGCCCAAGAGCGCUCCGCCGCAACUGUCACCCACGAAGAAGAGGAAGAAGCAGCCUAUCGGCGCUCUCCGCAAGAAGCAGCAGGACGAGCAGGUCGCGCAAUCAACAGCUGACGAACAGUUAGCCGGGAAGCUGCAAGAAGCGCAGUCGACGGCUGACGAACAACUAGCCAGGGAGUUGCAAGAAGUUGAGCACCGCAACGGUAAGGCACGGAGGUUGAGGAAUAAGAUUGGGAGUCCUGAGAAGUGUGGAGAGCGUAGCCAGCGUCAACGGAGCUUGAAGAGCGCGAGUCCAGAGAAGCGCCUAGGCAAGAAGCUUUCAGUCUAUGAGGAGUUUCAGAGGAUUGAAGAAGAAGCUGCGCAAGGUAAACAGAGGCAGCGGAGUUUGAGGAUUGCCAGCCCAGAGAAGCACUCGCAACGUACACUGAGGAGCAGCAGCCCUGAAAAGCAACCGGGCAAGAAGCUUUCCGUCUACGAGGAAUUCCAGACGAUUGAACGAGAAGCUGCACAAGGCAAGCAUCCAAGCAAGAAGCGCUCAGUCUACGAGAAGGCCCAGAAGAUUCAGCAAGAAGCCGCACAAGGCAAGCAUCCAAGCAAGAAGCUUUCCGUCUACGAAGAGUUCCAGAAGAUUCAACAAGAAGCCGCUCAAGGUCAAUCCACGCGAACCAAGAAGCGCAUUCUUCGAAGUGCCAGCCCAGAGAAUUCCACCAAGCGUACGCGUCGAGGCAACACCCCCGAACAACGAAAGGCCUCCAAGCAGAGCACACGAGCCACGAUGCACCGUAUCAACUCCACUGAGGAGCUGAACACUCUAGAAGCGCAACUCCGAACCCAGUCUCGCGCUCCAGCAUCAGCAGAAGACGACCGCCGCAAGAUGCCGCCACCGCCUCCACCUAUGAACGCAACAGAUUAUCCUAUGCUGUCUGCCCAGAACACAGCAGGUCACACUAUGCUGCCUGCCCAGAACACAACAAGUCAUCCUAUGCUCUCUGCCCAGAACAUAACGGGCCAUCCUAUGCUCUCUGCCCAGAAUAUCAGCGGCGAUAUCAUUCCCAAAGGCACUCAGUCCAGGCCCAUGAAUCCCUUGAACCCUCCUAUGUCGCUCCCUACCAACCAAGACAUACUACACAAAUCCAAAAACGCCCGCGUCACAAAGCAAUCAUACCACACUGCGCACAAACAACCCUACUCCACGCAAGAGACCCAGCGCCUCGCGCAGUUCCACGAUGCCUCCCUCCGUGCCCAAGAGCGCACCCGGCAGGAGCGGCAGGAGGUCGAGACUUACAUCCAAAAUCACACUCGACAGCGCGAAGCCUCGCAAAAUGGCGUACACAUGUUCGAUGUCGAAUAUACCCACGUUGCGUUCGAUAUGUGCCAAUAUUUCAACUCAAUAGACUACCGCUACGGACAUCUCCCGAGCAUGAACCCGGAUCUGCCAGUCCCGAGUAUCGAACAUGAGCAUUUGGGGGCGGCGCAUGAUCGGAGCACUCCCGUCGUCGUUCCCCCACUCGAGGAAGUUUUCGGCCUGGGACGCGAGCCCGCAGGACCGGACAUCCUCGUCGACCUCACAACCCAUGACCCUGAGAGUACCGAGAAAGAGCUUACACCGCUGUUCGACGCCCCCGUUCCCCACGACCGGUUCAUCAACGCUUUCGAGCUUCCCGCAUACAAUCCUAUCACCGCUUCGGAUGCGGACUUCUUCCCCCUCGAGGCUGGACAUGAGACGGGAACCUUUCUGGAGCCUGAGUGGGAUAAACAGGAGGGGUGUUGGAGGGCACCGGAGCCGGGCACAACGCAGGAAGGUGCCAUCGUGGGAGAGCUAUUGCAAUAUGUGCAAGAAGAGAAGACUUGCGAUUGGACCGAUGAGGCGUCGGGAUGGGUCUAA